Molecule: messenger RNA, 3849 nt
Organism: Nematostella vectensis (starlet sea anemone)
Lineage: Eukaryota; Metazoa; Cnidaria; Anthozoa; Actiniaria; Edwardsiidae
Product: leucine-rich repeat-containing protein 74B
Exons: 2
Coding region: 1381-2904 (507 amino acids)
Molecular function (GO): protein binding; calcium ion binding
Source: RefSeq, a predicted model, not a curated record
AUAACUCCGAUUUGGAUGCAUAGGUUGUUUGUGUUCGAAUUGACCUGUGUCUCAUGGCUGAUACCACAUGGAACCUUUCUGAAGCGCUAGCUCUUAAUCGUGGGUCUUUUAUUUUGAUAUGUACAAGCUGAAAGACGUUUGCCCCCCAUAAAUGCGUCAUUGUCUAUUGGAAACACUUUUUUUUCUAGUGCCAACAUUUAGAUGGCUUUAAAAGCUGUGUUAAAGUUCGUUAUUUCAAUGACUCUGCAAGUCAUUGCUAUUUUGUCUGGUAAUUUUGUUUGUACGUCUAGAGGUCUUUUUUGUGGUGGACGAUGAACUAGCGACAAUUUGACAUACUGGCCAGAUUUCUCACUUCAUUUUAUCUAUUUUUCUUACCAUGUCAUUUUUUGGUGCGCUGGGACAGCUGCCAGACAUUACUAUUGUCAAGUUGAAAACGCAAAAAAUUUACCUACAAAUUGUUUUAGCCAUUAGAAUGUCGCUAGCGGUAAGGUCACGAUCAAUUUGCUGACAGAGAUGAAGGCCAAGCAAAGAAAUAAUUAUAAAAUUAUAGAAAUAAUUUCAUAGCUUAACCGAUAAAAUCACCUCUGCCUAGGCAGCGCAAGUAAACCAAGUUUUGGACCGACCAUUUGAUGUCUGACGGGGAGGGUAUUGAAUCGACCAUUUGAUGUCUGACGGGGAGGGUAUGGAAUCGACCAUUUGAUGUCUGACGGGGAGGGUAUGAAAUCGACCAUUUGAUGUCUGACGGGGAGGGUAUGGAAUCGACCAUUUGAUAUCUGACGGGGAUGUACCAUACUUUCUAAUUUCUUUCUUUUCGAUUUGGAUUAAUAACUUUGUUUGUAACUCGUCUUCCGAUAUUAUGUCCUACUAAUUCUUGAUUGAUUGGCGUGCCGAUGACAGGUGAUUUAAUAUUGAAUUUCCGCACACAUAGACGCUAGAAUCCAUAUAGUGAUGCCUCCUGUGCGCUUCGAUUACUUUUUAACCAGGCAUGACAUGUACAACAGAGACCAUUCUUAUCAACUACACUCGACUCUUAUCUGUUUUUUUGCUAUCUGUCUGGAAAAUAAUUGCCCGGCGAUUUAGAUGCAAAUGUAGUUCACGGGGGUCCUCAAGUGUUAGAGAGAGUUUAAUACAUACAUGAAUCGAUAUCUUUCUACGGGUUUUGCAAUCCAUAUUGGCUUCUAUUCAAGUUGCCCUAUUUUUCCCAAGGCUUCUUUCGACCAGCUUAUCCUCUCAUAUCAUAUCAUUACGGAGAUGAAUGACAUUAGCAUACUUGCACGCCAAGGAUUAGAAGUUCACGGUGACGAUAGCCUAACUACAUCACAUCGAUAAAGGGUCAUUCGAACGCAAAGUCCCAAGUUGAAAUCAUUUCUUCUUGAGCUAAUGAUAAAGUUUAUGAUAACGAAGUACGGGGGACGAAAGGAGUUGCUCCACGCCAUGCCAUGCGUCCUCGCGGCACUAGUGCUCAUAGCACUCACCCCUUGCACUUCCAUCAUCCCGACGCGAGCGGACGACUCAACCGAUCAGCCCAUACACUGCAACGUGCACGCUCGAGCCACGUGCCACCAGUACCGUCACAUGGGUCACUAUGACGUCACGUGUGACGUCACUAAAUACGACACGUGUGGGCAGAUCUGCAACAGCGCCAAGUGCAACCUGCAGUGCGCUGUGAAGCAAGAAUGCAACCAGACGUGCAUAGCGGGCCGAUGUGUGUCAGCGGUGUGCAGCUCGCGCAUGUGCAAUCAGACCUGUAUCCGCGCCGGAUGUAAGAUGGAGUGUUAUGGGGAGGAAUGUCACCAGACCUGUCAAUCAUCCGGCUGUGACGUCACGUGUCCGGCGGCCUCUAAGGUGUGCGUACAGGUGUGUAUUACGGGAAGAUGUACCAUGCGAUGCGGACGCGGCGUCGGGAGAUGCGAGCAGAAGUGCUUGGCCGGGAAGUGCGCGAUGAUCUGUGAAGCGCGCGAAUGCGUAAGCACGUGCAGUGAUAGUGAUUGCGUGUACAAGGAAUCAGGAAUCAGGGUCGUCCCUACGAGCCCUUACCGGCCAAUGCGCCAAUGCAACAAGCCCGAUGACUCCGAGACGUGUAUUCAGAACUGCACUGAGGGUCGCUGUAAAUUGGCGAACUUGUACGGCCAGUACGAUCGAUCCUUACAGGUCUGCGCAGGGGGGUACUGUUCCUAUGUAUGUAAGGCCCCCCUACUGUGUAACCAGGUCUGCACCGGCGGGAACUGCAUGCGAUACUCCUGCACGACUGAGUACUGCGUGCAGGAAUGCGUGGCUGGCGAAUGUGAGAUGGACUGCGACUCGAAGACAUGUUUCCAGAUCGCGCGUGGUGGUCGUACUACCAUGCGUUGUUCACCUACCGUGGAUAAAUGCCACCAGUUCUGCCCUGGCGGCGAUUGCAACUUGAUCUGUCAGGCGAAGCUAUGCUAUCCCCAUUGCCCAUCGGGAGGUUGCGUGACUUCUAACAUUAAACCUCGGAUCGUUGCUCUACCGACGCGCGUGCGUUGCGAGGUCAUAUCAGGGGGGUGUAGUCAAAACUGCCAUACCAAGAGGAGUUGUAUCUGCAGACGGUUUUCCGCGUUGUUCCAUUCGUGCGAUCAGCUGUGCUAUGAGGGCUCGUGCCGCAGUAUGAAGUGCUACUCGUUGAACAAGUGUAACCAGGUAUGCGAAGACGGGCGCUGUCAGCUCAUGCUCUGUAAGUCCGACCUGUGUGUGCAAGACUGUCGAGGCGCUGAUUGCUUCAUGGAGUGCCGGGCGCGUAAUUGUACUCAGCUGUGUCCACGUGGGGGCUGUCGCAUGAGAUGCACAUCACGCGUGGACAAGUGCGUGCAAGCGUGUAACCCGCGCGAGGGCCAAUGUAGGUUCGAGUGUCACGCAAAGUCGUGCUCAGUGACAAUGUUGUAGUUUGAUACGCGUCUUGUGUACGCGUGGACAAGUACGUUCAACCCGCGCGAUGGCUAGAGGCGGUUUUAGCGCCAAGCGAAGUCAUGCAAAGCAUUGGUUUGUGUAUCACGCAAAGCCGAUACCACAGAUGCAUUCGAAGAUUUACUUUGACAUAUUUUUAUUUCUCUUUUGUAACAAUUGUGACGACUGCCCUAUGGUGACUAUAUAAAUAGGGACACAAGCAAACUAUUCGUUAUACCAAAGCUGUAAUUUUAAUUGUCAGAAGUCUGUCAAAGAAUGCGGUAUAUUUCACCCAGGCUGGUUAGCGUUCCUUAGGGAAACGCCCGGUAGUGAAGAUAGCAAAGAUGUCGGUAAAUAACUUUUGCUCAAGAAUAUAUCAGCUUUUUUAUGAAAUAUAAACAUUGGAAUAUCCAAAUAAUAAUAAUAAUAAUAAUAAUAAUAAUAAUAAUAAUAAUAAUAAUAAUAAUAAUAAUAAUAAUAAUAAUAAUAAUAAUAAUAAUAGCAAUAAUAAUAGCAAUAAUAAUAAUAAUAAUAAUAAUAAUAGCAAUAAUAAUUAAUUAAUAGUUCCUGUACGAAAAUGUAGCGCACAUGAUUCAAUGCCCCGUCUACACGAGCAAUUUUUCUGUGGCAAUUCUAAUGUAACAAAUUCUAACUACCGUCGUGUAGACAGGGCUCAAGCACAUUGUUCUCAUACCUGACAAGUGCGCAUGUACUCUAAGUAAAGCAUUGCCCAAAUGCCGAAAAAAUAUAAUCCAGCGAUUCAAUUAUUUUUAUAUAUAGAUAUAAAGGACCAACACUACUUAUAUAAGGCAAUUAUUCUCAUACCUGACCAGUGCGCCUGUACUUUAUGUAAGACCAUGCAUUGUUCUCAUACCUGACUCAGUGGGCCUGUACUUUAUGUAAGACCAUUGUUCUCAUACCUGACUCAGUGGGCCUGUACUUUAU